CAUCCAGAGGCUUCACCGUGAGAGCGGAUUACAGUUCCUGGUGACUUGGAGAUGACAGACUUCCUCGAACAUGAAACAACAGUUAGGAAAAAGGUUGAGUGGCGUGAAGUGUGAUGAAUAAUGACAGCUUUAACACCGAAUUAUUGAGGCGUCCAAAGAAGCUGGUGCGCACUCUGAAACGUGCUGAACGCGGAGAAGGGGAUGCGUUAAAGUAACAGGUGGCACUUUAUUUAGUCCUUGUGUCAGUGCGCUCUCAGCAUCAGUGGAGGAAUGUGCGUUUUGAAGACAUGACGCGCACUGUGUGCCAAAGAAAACCAGCAUGGAGAAACACUUGAACUUUCCAGGUGAGCAAAGCGACCAGCCCUAAUUGUCAAAUAGGCUCCAGAGUGAAGACAAGCUCCGAUGAAUGGACAGCAGAAUGUUUUCUGGUCAGGCUGGUCUGAAUUAUAGUUUCAACCUGAGCGAUGAGCGGGAUCUGGUGGACGAGCCGGCGGGCAAGGGGAAGCUCUCCCCGACGGGCUUCGCCGUGCUGUCCGUGGUGCUUGGCUUCAUCAUGACUUUUGGUUUCCUGAACAACUUCAUCGUGCUGCUUCUGUUUUGCAAGUUCAAGAAGCUGCGAACACCGGUGAACAUGAUGCUGCUGAACAUCAGUGUCAGUGACAUGCUGGUGUGUUUGUUCGGCACCACGCUCAGCUUCGCUUCCAGUAUCCGUGGGAAGUGGCUGCUGGGGCGCAGCGGCUGCAACUGGUACGGCUUCAUCAACUCCUGCUUUGGUAUCGUUUCGCUGAUCUCCCUGGUGAUCCUCUCCUACGACCGCUACAGCACUCUGACUGUAUACAACAAGCGUGGGCCAGACUACCGCAAGCCCCUGUUGGCUGUUGGGGGAUCUUGGCUGUACUCCUUGCUCUGGACGGUGCCCCCUCUGCUCGGCUGGAGCAGCUACGGUGUAGAGGGGGCAGGAACCAGCUGCUCUGUGUCCUGGACGGUUCGGUCCGCCCAGUCGCACGCCUACAUCAUCUGCCUCUUCAUUUUCUGCUUGGGUAUACCCAUCUUGGUGAUGGUGUACUGCUAUAGCAGGCUGUUACUGGCAGUCAAACAGGUCGGUAAGGUCAGAAAGACCGCGGCCCGGAGGAGAGAGUACCACAUACUGUUCAUGGUUCUGACCACAGCGGCCUGCUACAUGCUGUGCUGGAUGCCUUACGGUGUCGUGGCCAUGAUGGCAACAUUCGGCCCGCCCAACAUCAUCAGUCCCGUGGCCAGCGUAGUGCCCUCACUGCUGGCCAAGACCAGCACUGUCAUCAACCCCCUCAUCUACAUACUUAUGAACAAACAGUUCUACAAGUGUUUCCUGGUUCUGUUUCACUGCCAUAACUGGGCAGCGGAGCACGGCAGCACCUCCUUACCCUCCAAGACCACGGCAAUCCAUCUGAACCGCAGAGUCCACAGCAACACGGUGGUCUGCACCGCCCAGAUCUCCACCGAACCACUCAACCAGUGCUGCAGCACCCCGGCCACCAAGCACACGGGCCCUGACCUACGUCACUGAGCGUGCCGAGUAUUCUCAGCGUGAGCGGGGAUAGGAAAUACAGUCCUGACGAAGGAGUGAUGGCUCGGCUUGGACUAAUGUGGACUUGAAAGUAAAUGUAUUUAAUGUGUGAGAUUGUGUCUGUACAGAAAGAAAUCUUUGUGUGUGUCCAAUAACAGCCAAAAGAGUUAACUAUGUAUCAUAUUUACAUAUUUAGAGGCACAUGAAUCAGGAAAAAUGACCAAAUCUGAACACGUUAAAGUCUGAAACGCUCCAUAUGAACACAAACAAAGGUGCACAAUAGUCUAUGGACAUCUACAUUUGGUCAUACAGUGCACCUAACCAUUGAUCUAUAUGUACAUCUAUAUUGUUUGAUCAGUUUAAAAUAGCAGUUGGUAUUUAAAAGAUUUAAAGGAUAAUCGUGUGAUCACGACUACAAAAACAGAAACCUAGUGCCUGUUCUCUCUGUGGCUGUUCAGUCGGUUUGUCAUUGUGCUGCUGUCAGUGUCAAAGUCAGUCAAUCAUGAUCGGUGCUCCUUCAGUCGGUGUCCAAGUGGACUGAUGUGUUCAUCAUUUCACCUCCUUUCUUCAGCCUCUGCGCCGCUUUGGCUGCAUGCGCUGCAGAAGUCUCACCGUGACUUAAAUUUUCCACUUGUACAUACUCAUUUUAUGAUUUUUUGUCUGCAUGGUUCAGUAUUUUAUUUAUUUUUUGUUGCGUUGCUCUCCUGCAUGGUUUUGUUGCAUGUUUCUUCGUGCAUUCAAUUCUAAACUGAUUUGAAAUUAUGGAGACAAACAGUUACUUAAACUUGUAUUUAAUUAAAGAGCUCCGCUCUCUUUGAAAGUGACCGGUCACACCUGUGGUUUCACUAGUGAGUAAAAACCUUUGACACCUUUGAGGAUGGAGGACAUGGGAGGCAUCCGAGACAGCGAGGACUUCUACGGCCACAUCAGGUUAAGAGACGGCGAGGACGAGGACGUGGGAGCCCAAAUGGCACAUAAAAACGCUGUCUGACUACAGUACGGGACAUGUCAACAUGUGUGCAUGAGGGUUCCACCUCGUCCAAGUCCAGAAAAACAAAUAGAUGCAACAUCAGGGAACUGGAAUACACAAACCGCUGGCCCUGAAUGAAACAUUCACGUUGCAUCGUGCUGAUAUUAAGCACAUUUCAUGACGGACAGGACGUGUGAGUGCUGACUCGAGUGCUUGCCCCUAAGUGACUCUCAGACAGAGGUAAAUGUAUUUUAUUGUUUUAAUUAAGUGUAGACCAGCUAAAAAAAAAUGUGCAUAAAUAAAGAGUUGUCUGUGAUGAAUAAAUACAUAAAUAGAGUAUGGUGUAAAAUGUCAUAGGUAAGAAUGUUAAAAAAAAUGCAUACAUGUAUAUUGUUUCAUGUCUUUUGAUAAACACGUUGCUCAUUUGACAGACUGCUAUCUUCUCAGCCGUGUGUCCAGUCACAUAACGAAGCAUUGCUGCAGUUUUCUGUCGAAUUAUGAAGUUGUGCAGUUUGUGUUUAGAGAGAGAGAGAGAACGUUUUGUUUGACUGGUCUCUGUCGGAUCACAUGACAUGAUGUCCUGCUUUAUUUUUGUUGUUUUGCUGGCUUGUGUGAUUAUUGGUGUGUGUGUGUGCACAGUGUGUGUUUGGUGUGCAAAAGUAGAAAACAAUGCUUUAAAAAA
Messenger RNA from Larimichthys crocea (large yellow croaker), 3198 nucleotides. It is a transcript of the gene tmtops2b, whose product is annotated as teleost multiple tissue opsin 2b. The transcript has 4 exons. Gene Ontology annotation, biological process: visual perception; G protein-coupled receptor signaling pathway. Gene Ontology annotation, molecular function: G protein-coupled receptor activity. Gene Ontology annotation, cellular component: membrane. NCBI's taxonomy places the organism in Eukaryota, Metazoa, Chordata, Actinopteri, Sciaenidae. The record is from RefSeq and is a predicted model, not a curated record. The coding region runs from base 407 to 1546 and encodes 379 amino acids.